AUGGCAUCUUCCGACAGCCCCAAGAUAGUCGAGAGGGAUGUCAAGGAUCGGGACAACAAAGAGGACAAAAAAGACGAAGAGAGAGGUGGAUUUAUCGACAAGGUCAAGGACUUUAUCCACGACAUUGGCGAGAAAAUUGAGGAGACCAUCGGGUUCGGUAAGCCAACGGCCGAUGUCACCGCCAUUCACAUACCUCACAUCAACCUCCAGAAGGCAGACAUUAUUGUGGAUGUCCUCGUCAAAAACCCUAAUCCCAUCCCAAUCCCUCUCAUAGACAUUGACUACUUGAUUGAGAGUGAUGGCCGGAAGCUCGUCUCCGGUUUAAUUCCUGAUGCUGGCACGAUCCACGCCCAUGGCUCGGAAACUGUGAAGAUUCCCGUUUCCUUGAUUUACGAUGACAUCAAGAACACGUAUGAUGACAUAAAGCCCGGGAGCAUUAUCCCGUACAGGGUCAAAGUUGACCUGAUUGUGGAUGUCCCGGUUUUUGGCCGGCUCACCUUGCCGCUCGAGAAGACGGGCGAGAUCCCGAUACCUUACAAGCCCGAUAUCGAUGUCGAGAAGAUACAUUUCGAGAAGUUCUCGUUCGAGGAGACUGUGGCCACUCUUCAUCUGAGGCUGGAUAACAAGAACGAUUUCGAUCUGGGAUUGAAUGACCUCGACUAUGAGGUGUGGCUAUGUGACGUCAGCAUAGGUGGGGCCGACCUAAAGAAGUCGGCUAAGAUUGAGAAGAAUGGGGUUAGUUAUAUUGAUGUGCCGAUCACGUUUAGGCCCAAGGACUGUGGUUCGGCACUUUGGGACAUGAUUAGAGGGAGGGGGACGGGUUACUCUAUGAAGGGGAAUAUUCAUGUGGACACACCUUUUGGGGAGAUGAAACUGCCGAUUUCUAAGGAAGGGGGAAAAACCGUGCUUAAGAAGAAGAAGGAAGAUGGAGGGGAUGAUGAUGAUGAUGAUGAGGAAUGA
Striga hermonthica is the source of this 960-nucleotide messenger RNA. The record is from the annotation of a GenBank genome assembly. Lineage: Eukaryota; Viridiplantae; Streptophyta; Magnoliopsida; Lamiales; Orobanchaceae.